AUGGCCGACGUCCAGGAGCGCCUCAAGAAGCUUGGCCUGGGAGCCCGAACUGGUGAUGGAAAGGGAACUCCCCGGAGAAAGGUCAAGCGCGCACCCGCCCGGUCCGGCGCCGACGACAAGAAGCUUCAACAGACGCUUAAGAAGCUCAACACGCAGCCCAUCCAGGCCAUUGAGGAGGUCAACAUGUUCAAGUCUGAUGGCAACGUGAUCCACUUUGCUGCUCCCAAGGUCCACGCCGCCGUUCCCGCCAACACGUUCGCCAUCUAUGGCAACGGUGAGGACAAAGAGCUCACCGAGCUUGUCCCCGGCAUCCUGAACCAGCUCGGCCCCGACUCGCUGGCCUCGCUCCGCAAGCUUGCCGAGAGCUACCAGAACAUGCAGAAGGGCGAGAAGGGCGACGAUGACGACGAGAUUCCCGACUUGGUCGAGGGCGAGAACUUUGAGAGCAAGGUCGAAUAA
Messenger RNA from Hirsutella rhossiliensis, 459 nucleotides. RefSeq names its product NAC domain-containing protein. The coding region runs from base 1 to 459 and encodes 152 amino acids. Lineage: Eukaryota; Fungi; Ascomycota; Sordariomycetes; Hypocreales; Ophiocordycipitaceae. The record is from RefSeq and is a predicted model, not a curated record. Gene Ontology annotation, cellular component: cytosol; nascent polypeptide-associated complex. The transcript has 3 exons.